AUGAGGGCAGGUGCACGUGCUCCCGUGCCGAGACGUGGUGCAGGACGACCACGUAGGAGGACGUUAGAGUCCCUGGUAGCAGAGUCGCCAGAGACAUCUACUGAAGUCGAGCUUGCCAGUCAGGGACAGACUCCGUAUGGUACUGCGGCCGUGUCGGGCUCUCAGACUCCGAUAGUUUCAGAGGUACCUACCCCGACCGUACCCACUCCUACCGUAUUUACGGUACCACCAACGGUACCACUGGCAUACCCGAUACCACCACCACCAGUGCCUAUGGAAUACCAGGCACCACCACCACCAGUGCCUAUAGCAUACCAGGCACCACCGCCACUGUUGCCCACUGCAUACGCGGCGCCCGCACCAGCAGCAGCAGUUGCUCCACCUCCGGUACCACCACCUACAGUACCUCCAGCCACGCCCACCUAUGCUGACCCUGCGGUGCCACCAAUGACACUUGCCCCAGUCUAUGCAGCAGCACCGGGGAUGCCUCUCCCAGCCUAUGCAGCGGUACCACCUGUUAUACUAGCUCUAGUGGUUCUGCCAGUUCCUGCAGCUGUCCCUACUCACCUCACUGAUAUAGUCGCGGCACGAGCCCGGAUCCCAACACUGGCAGAGUCGAUGAAGAAAUUAGUUGCUGAGGGCAGCUCCCGUAUGCAUCAGUUUAUUCAGGGACUGGAUGGACAUCUACAAGUAAAGCUUGCUGAUUUUGGGAGUUCAUCCUACAUAGAGACACUGGACAGAGCCCUGAUGAUAGAGUCAGCUCAGCAGAGAGCAUAUCCGGAUAAGAAAAGGAAGCAGAUGGGUCAGACAUUAGGAUAG
Zingiber officinale is the source of this 819-nucleotide messenger RNA. RefSeq names its product extensin-like. The record is from RefSeq and is a predicted model, not a curated record. Bases 1 to 819 code for a protein of 272 amino acids. NCBI's taxonomy places the organism in Eukaryota, Viridiplantae, Streptophyta, Magnoliopsida, Zingiberales, Zingiberaceae. The transcript is spliced from 2 exons.